AUGGUUAUGCCCAAGCACCCCAACGCCGCCUCCCCCGUGCUCUCGCACUUCUCCCUCGCCGGCAAGGUCGCCGCCGUGACGGGCGGCGUGCGCGGCAUCGGCCUGGCCGUCGCCCACGCCCUCGUCGAAGCCGGCGCCCAGGGCGUCGCAGUCAUCUACUCGUCCACCCCGGACGCCGAGGCCGCCGCCAUCGCGAAGGACAUCGCCACCCACAGCCAGGGCGGUGCCGCCACAAACGUGCGCGCCUACCAGUCCUCCGUCCAGGACAAGGCCUCCAUCACCGCCACCCUGAACCAGAUCGAGAAGGACUUCGGCCGCCUGGACGUCGUCAUCGCGAACGCGGGUGUUGCUGAUAUCACGCCUGCUGAGGAGGUGGGCGAGGAUAAGUGGCGCAAGUUGAUGGGCGUGAACUUGGAUGGCGCUAUGUACACGGCGCAGGCUGCUGCGAACAUCUUCAAGCGCGUCAAGGAGAGCGGGAAGGAGGAUAAGAACUGGGCCGGCAACAUCAUUUUCACCGCUAGCGUCAGCGCUAUUCUGGUGAACAUCCCGCAGACCCAGGCUGCGUAUAAUGCGAGCAAGGCGGCUGUCGUGCACUUGGCGAAGAGUUUGGCCGUCGAGUGGGUGGACUUUGCCAGGGUGAACUGCGUGAGCCCGGGAUUCAUUGAUACCGAGAUCCUUUUGGUGCACCCGCCGGAGAGGAGGAACAAGUGGUUCGAAAUGAUCCCCGGCCACCGAAUGGCUGAUGCACAGGAGCUGAAGGGCGCCUACGUCUUCUUGGCUAGCAACGCAAGCACUUACAUGACUGGCGCAAAUCUUGUUAUUGAUGGCGGCUACACUUUGCCUUGA
Lasiodiplodia theobromae is the source of this 846-nucleotide messenger RNA. Its product is annotated as Short-chain dehydrogenase/reductase SDR. The record is from RefSeq and is a predicted model, not a curated record. The transcript is spliced from 3 exons. Gene Ontology annotation, molecular function: oxidoreductase activity, acting on NAD(P)H, oxygen as acceptor. Lineage: Eukaryota; Fungi; Ascomycota; Dothideomycetes; Botryosphaeriales; Botryosphaeriaceae. The coding region runs from base 1 to 846 and encodes 281 amino acids. Gene Ontology annotation, cellular component: intracellular anatomical structure.